CGACAAUCGGAUUGUACCCAAGCACAAUGCGCGAGUGCGCCUGUCGCCUUCAUGUCGGCUCAAUCAGCAAGCUUGGUUGACCUUUCACCUACAUUUCCAGGAAAGCGUCGCUUACCAGGAAGAAGAUAGCCUUGCAAGAUUAAAAUGGCGGUUCUGACCGUGCACACUGAACCUCGCAAGGCAAAAUACAAGCUGUGUGAUGAUGCAUCUGGUACGUUGGAAAACUCGGGGACCAGUUGCUGUGUUGUGGAACACCGUCCACACCAAAGGGACGCUACUGCAGGACACUGCGACGGAGACUCACGCAGGGCGAAGCUGUACUUCGGUGUAGCUCUGCUGUUUGUGUCACUGGCGGUCAAUAUCAUGGGCGUAGUGUACUUCUGGAGAGCUGUUCGGCGCGACACGGAUGACAGCCCGCGAGCAGAGGCUCUUGUGUCGCUGUUGCACGAUGAGGGCACGGUUUGCACGGACUGCGGGUCACUGGGUGUUCAGCCGGGCACUUACAAGUCUGACUUGCACGGGCUUUACGUGCGUCGUGUGACGGGAUUAUCCUAUUUGUGUUGUUUACAAAAUGCAGAAGGAUUAUGGAGACUCGCGUCAGUGUUCACGAACAGGCUGUACAAGCACAAACAACCAGGAAUUGACGAAGGCACUGGAGCCCAUCUUUACCUGGGCAGCGAUGCCCUGAAGUCUGAUUCGCCGUCCUUACAAUGGAAUCAGGACUACGGCUAUGGCUCAGCUUACAAAGGCAUCGACAUCAAAAGUGAUGGACAGAAUCUUCACAUUACAAAACCUGGCCUAUAUCACGUCUACUCCUUCUUCACGUUCAAAACUCACCAACCACGUCAACAUCCUGAUAACGUCUUACAUACAAUCAGAAGAGACAACGCCCAUCUGCCGAAUUUGGGGCGCACUGUUCUUCUCAUGGUCAGGAAGACCUUACCGGAAGUCAGCGAGAGGUUCGUCACGAGUUAUCUGUCCGCUACAGUCAGACUGAGGCAGGAUGAUCACGUGUCUGUCACUGUCAGCAACAUGUCAUAUGUCUAUCGAUAUCCGCCAUCAAAUUUCUUUGGCUUGUACCACGCAGGGGAGUGAACUGCCAGCGGCACUUUAGAUUAGGGUGUCAAGUAUUUGUAGAUGGGCAUCUAUGAUAGUCCUGAUUCUGGGUCGCAUCUCAGCGCAGCUAAUUAGGAAAUAAACUUACUGUGUUUUUCAAUGUAGGGCUUGGUUACCCGCAGUGUAACCGCGCUAAAUUCAAUCUCAUUAAAAUCAGAUCUUAGUUCUCGCUGCCGCUAAAUAAAGAUCUGA
Molecule: messenger RNA, 1308 nt
Organism: Haliotis rufescens (red abalone)
Lineage: Eukaryota; Metazoa; Mollusca; Gastropoda; Lepetellida; Haliotidae
Exons: 3
Coding region: 145-1095 (316 amino acids)
Biological process (GO): immune response
Cellular component (GO): membrane
Molecular function (GO): tumor necrosis factor receptor binding
Source: RefSeq, a predicted model, not a curated record